Messenger RNA from Anopheles coustani, 2440 nucleotides. Its product is annotated as tumor protein D54. The transcript has 6 exons. The record is from RefSeq and is a predicted model, not a curated record. NCBI's taxonomy places the organism in Eukaryota, Metazoa, Arthropoda, Insecta, Diptera, Culicidae. Gene Ontology annotation, cellular component: cytoplasm. Bases 162 to 797 code for a protein of 211 amino acids.
UUCAACAUAACUAGACCUGGUGUUCUGGCCUAACGUUGCUUUGUGCGUGCGGUAUUCUAAAAAACGCAUUAAAGAUACGUGUAUUUUCGGUAGUGCUCCGUGCAAAUUGCCUGUUUUAAAGUGUUUAUCAAUCCCGUGUUACCAACCAACUUGCCAAUACGAUGGAGGAAUCAUACAAUCCCGAUAAAUUGUCCGAUGCAUCUCCCGUUGGAUCGAUCAGUUCAGCCGAAAUUGCGAACGAAUUCUCAGGACUUUCCGCGGAAGAGCAAACGGCCCAGCGUGAAGAAUGGAGUCAGGAGCUGGCACGCGUCGAGGAAGAGAUCACAACCCUCCGGACGGUAUUACAGUCGAAAAUGCGCCACGCCAGCGAGCUGAAGCGCAAGCUCGGGAUCACCGUGUGGAAGGAAAUCACCGACGAUGUCAGCCAAGGGCUGAAAAACGUUAAAGAAAGCAACGUUUAUCAAAGUGUCGAAACGAAGGUCGGAGAAAUCACUAACGUUGUAACAAGCGCACCAAUCUAUCAGAAAACGGAAAGCGCCAUUAAGACGACCGCCGGAAAAACGACGUCCGUUAUUGGCGGCAUCGCCGGCAAGAUGACCCAGAAGCUGACGGAAAUGAAACAAUCCGACUCGUACCGAUCGUUCGAGGAGCGGGUCGGGACGGCAUACGAAAACGUUCGGUCCAAAGUAUCCUCGCGCUCUAGCUCGGUGCAGAGCUUGUCCGACAUGCAGAACGAUGAGCGCCGCAGUUCCGUGACCACGCCGACCGCCAUCCCAGAGGAAAAGCCCCUUUCUUAAGUUCCGUGAGCCUCUAGUUAGUUAGGCUGUCGAUCAUCCGAUCCUUACUUGACCAUCGUCCAACAGAAAGAGAGCUUGGAUGAAUUGUGUGGCGUGUUAGGAACAAAAUGGCUAUUCUCUAACAUCUCUUUUCGUAUAUCUGCAACAUGUUGUAAUCUAUCAUAUGUGCUAAUUUAUAUUCCGUUAUUCCUCCCGGACAAGGGAUGCAGUCAGUCGUGUCGGUACAACAAAAAGAGGGUACAUUAUGUCGAUGUCUGGGUGUGAGUGUGUGUUAAACACUGCUAAAUCGCAAAGCUAAAUGCCGGCUUCGCCGCCGACUCCUACGCAAAUCUCGUGCAAAUGAUAACGAAUCGCGAUCGCGGUAAAAGAUCACAUCAUCCAGAAGGAAGGCUUAAAGUAAUGAAGAGAAUAUGAAUCACACCUUGUCGUUAACAUAAAGCUAACAAUAAACGAUAGCGAACUCGCGUCUUCUAAGCAAGAACCUCUUUCGGUGUCCUACGUUUAAUUUUCUCUUAAAGUUGCAUAGAUGUCCCUAAUGGUGCUAUCCUUAUUUUUGACGUAGAGAAAACAAUUGCAGGAUUCGCAUUGCAAAAUAUGCCUCAAUUUUCGUUUCGUUUUAGACGUGUACAGCGCACGAUUGUUGCUAGUGGCCGAGUGGUGUAUUCUUAUGCUAUACAACAGGAAAAGGUAGUGAACAAAACAAUGAAGUUAUUUAGCUAGAAUUAAUACGCUAGUGAUUGAUAUUACGCCCUCGCCCUCCGGGGGGCGUACAGAUGUAUGUUUUCUACGACAAAAAAGCUCCCUCCCGGAACUGUAUGUUGCUCCUUGAAGGCGGAUAAACAAUUGCUAUACCGUACAGUCGAACUAAAUGUGCCUAAAUUCAUAGUAAACACGGUCCAUGCUGAUUUUUGCUGAUAGCAUUACUACCCGGGCAUAGUUCCUCGCGAAGUUCAAAAGUAUAAAACAUACAAUAGUAGCACACAAACUUCACUCUCGUAGUAGUAGUACUUCGGUUAUCAAAGCUUACCGCUGGAAGACGUAUUCUUUCGGAAGACACCCCCUCCCAUUCAUAGAGAAUAGCAUAGCUGAGACACGGUCGAGAAACAGUCAGCAAAGAUAAUUAUUUAUAGUUCUAUCGUUCGUACUUAUCGAACCUUCCUAGACAGAGUAAGAAAUGUGGAAAACGAAUUAUAUACAAAUUUAAUGAAAUAUUCGUGACACCAUGCUACCCGGGAUAAGUGUAGAAUUUUGGAUGUAACCCCUUUGGGAUAAACCAACCUUUCAUAAAACAAAAAAUCCUCUACAUUCGAUGCGUGUAAAUCGCGCGUUAAGAAGACGGUUUUUCCCAACCUAGUGUAUGCAUCAGGAUUAAUAUUUAGUCAGUGAGAGGACAUCGUACGAAAGAAGGACUAGUAACACAAUAAUGAAAUAAUACAAUGAUGCAAAUUUUGUUUCGUUAAUAAUAACUGCUCGUGACUAAGGAAGAAUAAAGAAUCUUGCAAUUUUGGUGUGUCUAUUUUCACAUUGAUGAAAGUUGGUCUGUUUCAUUGCAUGAACAAAAAAGUUAGCUCGGACUGCAUGCCAUGAUCAGUUGGAAUAUUGUGAAAUAAAAGUUACAAUUCUUUCUUUUUGUUGGACUAACA